GCCGUUAGUGAUAAGCACGCCUGGCAACUCAUCAUUCCCUCCAACCCCUCUCUUUGGUCUCUCUGUCUCUCUGUCUCACUCUCUCUCUCUCUCUCUCCCUGUCUCUUCGCUUUUCUCUCUUUCAUUCUCUCUCUCUCUCUAGCAUUUUUUUUUUUUCUCAUUUUACUUCCUCUUCUUAUUCUUCUAGCAGCCCCCACUUUACUCUUUCUGCUAAGCUUUUUUCCGUAUUUUUCUCUUUAAUUGCUGUUCCUUGGAAAAUUCUAUCAUACAUAUAUAUAUAUUCCAGUUAUUUUUGUCCGUUGGAUUGGAUCUGAUUCUUUGAUUCUGUUUUGUGCAAAUUCUUAAUCGGAUUUCGUCCUCGAGACCAUCAGGAUACUUCUACACCUUUCUUCAAGCCAACAUCUUGGAUAAUUAAAUUGUUCUAGCUACAAACGACAUGGCUGUCUCCAUGAGAGAUUUGGAUCCAGCAUUCCAGGGAGCUGGACAAAAGGCAGGACUCGAAAUAUGGCGUAUUGAAAACUUUGUUCCUGUUUCUGUUCCAAAGGCCGCUUAUGGAAAAUUCUUUACAGGGGACUCCUAUGUGAUCUUGAAAACAACCUCCUUAAAAAGUGGUGCAUUGAGACAUGAUAUCCAUUAUUGGCUUGGUAAAGAUACCUCUCAGGAUGAAGCUGGUACUGCAGCUAUCAAGACAGUUGAACUGGAUGCAGCUCUUGGAGGACGUGCUGUGCAAUAUCGUGAAGUACAAGGUCAUGAAACUGAGAAAUUCCUAUCUUAUUUCAAACCAUGUAUUAUACCUCAAGAAGGUGGAGUUGCAUCUGGCUUCAAACAUGCUGAAGCUGAUGAACACAAGACGCGAUUGUUUGUCUGCAAAGGAAAACAUGUUGUUAAUGUAAAAGAGGUUCCUUUUGCUCGGUCAUCACUCAACCAUGAUGAUAUUUUUAUUCUUGAUACCAAGUCAAAAAUAUUUCAAUUCAAUGGUUCCAACUCAUCCAUUCAAGAGAGAGCCAAAGCAUUAGAAGUUGUCCAAUACAUUAAGGACACUUAUCAUGAUGGGAAAUGUGAGAUUGCCACAAUUGAGGAUGGAAAGUUGAUGGCUGAUUCUGAAACUGGAGAAUUUUGGGGUUUCUUUGGUGGCUUUGCUCCACUCCCUAAGAAAACAGCCAGUGAUGAGGAUAAGACUGUUGAUUCUCAUUCUACGAAGCUACUUAGCAUUGAGAAAGGGCAGGCAGUACCUGUUGAGGCUGAUUCUUUGACAAGGGAAUUGCUAGACACAAAUAAAUGCUAUCUUUUAGACUGUGGGGUGGAAGUAUUUGUAUGGAUGGGGAGAAAUACAUCUCUUGAAGAAAGAAAGAGUGCAAGUGGAGCUUCAGAAGAGUUAGUCCGUGGCCCUGAUCGACCAAAAUCCCACAUAAUUCGUGUAAUUGAAGGAUUUGAAACGGUAACGUUCCGGUCUAAAUUUGAAUCAUGGCCUCAGACAACUAAUGUGGCUGUAUCAGAGGAUGGUAGAGGCAAGGUAGCAGCACUUCUAAAACGUCAAGGAGUUAAUGUGAAGGGCCUUUUGAAAGCUGAUCCUGUAAAAGAAGAACCUCAACCGUACAUUGAUUGCACUGGAAACCUGCAGGUUUGGCGUGUUAGUGGUCAGGAAAAAAUUCUUCUUCCAGCUUCUGAUCAGUCAAAACUCUACAGUGGAGAUUGCUUUAUUUUUCAGUACUCAUAUCCUGGAGAAGAUAAAGAGGAGUACCUUAUUGGAACAUGGUUUGGGAAGCAAAGUGUUGAGGAAGAAAGGGCUUCAGCUGUUUCACUCGCAAGCAAGAUGGUCGAGUCAUUGAAGUUUCUGCCUGCCCAAGCUCGUAUAUAUGAAGGAAAUGAACCAAUUCAGUUCUAUUCAAUCUUCCAGAGUAUUAUAGUUUUUAAGGGUGGUCUGAGUGACGGAUACAAGAAAUACGUUGCAGAGAAGGAAAUUCCUGAUGAUACAUAUAAAGAAGAUGGCGUUGCAUUAUUUCGAGUCCAGGGCUCUGGGCCUGAUAAUAUGCAAGCAAUUCAAGUUGAUCCUGUUGCGUCAUCUUUGAAUUCUUCCUAUUGCUACAUAUUACAUGGUGGUUCCAUGGUAUAUACAUGGUCUGGAAGCCUUACUACCACUGAUAGUCAUGAACUUGUAGAGAGGCACCUGGAUUUGAUAAAGCCUGAUUCUCAGUCAAAACCACAAAAGGAAGGUGCAGAAUCUGAACAGUUUUGGGAAUUAUUAGGAGGAAAGUCUGAAUAUCCCAGCCAAAAGAUUGGAAGAGAUGCCGAAAAUGAUCCUCACCUGUUUUCAUGCAUUUUUAAAAAUGGGAAUUUGAAGGUGACAGAGAUUUACAAUUUCACCCAAGAUGAUUUGAUGACUGAAGAUAUAUUUAUCUUGGAUUGUCACUCAGAUAUCUUUGUUUGGGUCGGCCAACAGGUUGACUCUAAGAAUAGACUGAAUGCUUUGACUAUUGGGGAGAAAUUUCUUAAGCAUGAUUUCCUUCUAGAAAAAUUAUCUCGUGAAGCCCCAAUAUAUAUUGUCAUGGAAGGGAGUGAGCCACCUUUCUUCACACGCUUCUUUGCAUGGGACUCCGCCAAAUCUGCAAUGCAUGGAAAUUCAUUUCAGAGGAAACUUGCUUUGGUAAAAAAUGGUGGUACUCUGAUGGUAGAUAAACCCAAGCGGAGAACCCCUGUAUCUUAUGGAGGAAGAUCCAGUGUCCCAGAUAAAUCACAGCGUUCCAGAAGCAUGUCUUUUAGUCCUGACCGAGUUCGUGUGAGGGGCAGGUCUCCAGCUUUCAAUGCACUGGCUGCUAAUUUUGAAAAUCCCAAUGCCAGGAACCUUUCAACUCCACCACCGGUGGUUAGAAAGAUAUAUCCAAAAUCUGUAACCCCAGAUUCAGCUAAACUGGCUUCCAAGUCCUCAGCUAUAGCAGCACUCACUGCUUCGUUUGAGCAACCAGCGCCAGCAAGAGAAACUAUUAUUCCCAGAUCUGUUAAUCUUAAAGUGAGCCCAGAGGCUACCAAACCAAAACAAGAAACAAACAACAAGGAGAACACUAUGAGCAAAAGAAUAGAAUCCCUUACUAUACAAGAAGAUGUUAAAGAAGGUGAAGCAGAAGAUGACGAAGGUCUCCCAAUAUACCCAUAUGAACGACUUAAGACGACAUCAUCGGAUCCCAUUUCAGAAAUUGAUGUAACCAAGCGAGAGACAUACCUGUCAUCAUCAGAGUUCAGAGAGAAAUUUGGGAUGUCAAAAGAAGCUUUCUUUAAGUUGCCCAAAUGGAAACAGAACAAACUCAAAAUGGCUCUUCAACUGUUCUGAGUCUCCUUUCUGUCACUGCAUUUUCUUUAGCCUCCUGCAGGUGGAAGAAGGCUUAGCUGCAAAAUCUUGGAGAACUCAAUUUCUCAAGGGUUAAAAGGGACAGCAUCAGUGCAUUUUUAGCUGCUUCUGCUCCCAAGAAGCUUGUUUUAUAAUUUGGACAGAACCAACAAAUUUUUCCAUUUAUUUUUUUGGCCUUUUGAGUUUGCUUGACUGCCUAGGUUUUGUUUCUUUGUUGAGUUUAGCUGCUUGGUAUUCUUUAUGGUCACAGGAUUGUUGUGCGCUUGUCUUUUUUUCCCUAAUUUUUUUCAUUUUUAAUUUGAUUUUUUAAUUCAAAAUUUGAUUUGGGUAGAGAGAUUAGGGCUUGCAAAUGCAGUCUACUUUUUAGGCUGGAUUGAUAACUGAGGAUGGAAAGUGUGUACAGCAGAGUGUAUAAACCAGUCCGCUCGUUAUUUGUUUUGACAAUAAAAAGUGUGAUUUUUGCCUUCUUC
Messenger RNA from Ziziphus jujuba (common jujube), 3813 nucleotides. RefSeq names its product villin-4. NCBI's taxonomy places the organism in Eukaryota, Viridiplantae, Streptophyta, Magnoliopsida, Rosales, Rhamnaceae. Bases 437 to 3325 code for a protein of 962 amino acids. The record is from RefSeq and is a predicted model, not a curated record. Gene Ontology annotation, molecular function: actin filament binding. Gene Ontology annotation, biological process: cytoskeleton organization; actin filament severing. The transcript has 24 exons.